Molecule: messenger RNA, 500 nt
Organism: Leptinotarsa decemlineata (Colorado potato beetle)
Lineage: Eukaryota; Metazoa; Arthropoda; Insecta; Coleoptera; Chrysomelidae
Gene: gig
Product: TSC complex subunit tuberin
Biological process (GO): negative regulation of phosphatidylinositol 3-kinase/protein kinase B signal transduction; negative regulation of TOR signaling; regulation of cell cycle
Cellular component (GO): cytoplasm; nucleus; TSC1-TSC2 complex
Molecular function (GO): GTPase activator activity
Source: RefSeq, a predicted model, not a curated record
UAUGUUUACUAUACGAUGGUUUGGGUUACUUUGUUUGUUGGAUGGACAGAGUUUACAUUAUCGACAUUUUUGAAGGUUUUCUUCCUGGGAGGACUAGACCAGCAUGGUAACGAUGGAAAGUUUGCCUAUAUUUGGCAGGAUGAUGUUAUUCGAGUAAUGUUUCACGUUGCCACGAUGAUGCCCAAUAAAGAGUCUGAUCCUUUUUGCAAUAAUAAGAAAAUGCACAUUGGAAACAACUACGUUACUAUUGUUUAUAAUGACAGUAAAGAAGACUUCAACAUAUCUACAAUAAAGGGUCAAUUUACAUUUGUGUGUAUUGUUAUCCAUCCUCUGGACCAUGGUAUCAACAAAGUUGUUGUCAAAGUCAAAGAAGAAUUAUCCAACUUGGUUCCGGUCAGUGAACCUAAACUUGUAUCCGAUCAAAAUGUUGCUAUAUUGGCCAGGCAGCUGGCAUUACAUGCCAACGUAAGAAUUACUUAUUUGAUUUGAUUUAAUUUAGA